AUGCUACGGUGGAUCUUUAUGAACUUUCUUCUUCUGGGGCUCUUGGCCCCAGUCGUUUUCGGACGUGCCAUUGGGCACGACUAUUCUCUAUGGAGCCGAAACUCCGAGCAACCAAUCAAUCAAACUCAUUUCCCAAAGACAUACGACAUCAAUACUAAUUACUACGAUUCCUCCCCUAACACUGGCGUCGUGAGAGAGUAUCACUUUGAUAUUAUCAAUACCACCGCUGCCCCCGAUGGCAUCGAACGGCCCGUCCUCCUGGUCAACGGACAAUUCCCUGGUCCAACAAUUGAGGCCAACUGGGGCGACACCGUCAAAGUCCAUGUCACGAACCGCAUGCAAAACAACGGCACGGGAAUACACUUCCACGGUGUGCGGCAAUUUCUUACUAACCAGAUGGACGGCGUCCCGUCGCUGACGCAGUGCCCCGUCGCCCCCGGUGAAAGCUACACCUAUGUCUGGAAGGCGACGCAGUACGGCACCAGCUGGUAUCAUUCGCACUUUGCUCUGCAGGCAUGGGAAGGAGUGUUCGGAGCAAUGGUAAUUCAUGGCCCGACCUCGGCGGAGUAUGACGAGGACUUGGGCCCGCUAUUCCUCAGCGACUGGUCCCAUCAGACCGUCGACGAAAUGUACCAGACUCAGCUGGAGGUUUUCCGACCUGCCCAGAUGCAAGGGGGUCUGCUGAAUGGGAAAAAUGUAUGGGUUGAAAACGGCACAACGGUGGGGGAGCGGUUCAAGACAACUUUCGCUCCGGGAAAGAGAUACCUAAUCCGCUUGAUUAACUCUGCGGUACACACGCACUUCCGGUUCGCUAUUGACCAGCACAAUGUCACGGUCAUCGCUAGUGACUUUGUCCCCAUCAUCCCGUUCGAGACCAAUGCCGUGCCUAUUGAUACGGGCCAGCGUUACGAUAUCAUUGUCACGGCAGACCAACUCGCCGAUAACUACUGGAUGCGCGCGGUACCACAGUCCAUUUGCAGCAACAACACGGCGGGUGAUAACAUCAGGGGCAUUUUGCACUACGAAGGUGCGAAUGAUAACACCGACCCAACGUCAGUUCAAUUGGACAAUCUCGACACCAAAUGUGAGGACUUUCCUGCUUCGCAGCUGGUCCCCUGGGUUGGCCUCGAUGCACGAAUCAGUAGCACCGCCAAGACCGUUCACUCUGAGGUUAGCUUUGAAACAGUCGGGGACGUCCCACUGUAUCUCUGGACGCUGGGAGGAAAUUAUUUCAACAACUCCUGGUCCAGCCCGACGCUGCAGCAACUUCAACGGGGCAAGGACAAGACCGGUUUGAUGACCGAUAAGACAGCAGUGCAAGUCAAUACACCAGACCAAUUCGUGAUAUUGGUUAUCCAGACAUUUUUCAGAGCGCCACACCCUAUCCAUCUUCACGGCCACGACUUCCUAAUCCUAGCCCAAGGCCUCGGAACAUACUCACCCACGAACGUGACCCUAAACACAAACAACCCUGCCCGCCGAGAUACCGCCACGCUACCUUCAGAGGAGGGCAAAGGCGGGUAUCUGGUUAUCGGCUUUAUGGCAAAUAACCCAGGUGUCUGGCUGCUGCAUUGCCACAUCGGGUUUCACCAGUCACAAGGGUUUGCACAGCAGGUUGUCGAACGAUCGAAUGAGAUUGAACGGAUACUGGAUCGAGGUGCUCUGGACAGGACUUGCAAGGCUUGGGAUGAGUAUGCCAAGGUUAAUCCAUUUGGAGUGCAGUAUACGGGGAGGAAUGGGCCGUAUGAGUCGGGGAUUUGA
Messenger RNA from Aspergillus chevalieri, 1761 nucleotides. RefSeq lists its product as uncharacterized. NCBI's taxonomy places the organism in Eukaryota, Fungi, Ascomycota, Eurotiomycetes, Eurotiales, Aspergillaceae. The coding region runs from base 1 to 1761 and encodes 586 amino acids. Gene Ontology annotation, molecular function: copper ion binding; oxidoreductase activity. The transcript is spliced from 2 exons. The record is from RefSeq and is a predicted model, not a curated record.